This is a messenger RNA of Polyodon spathula (Mississippi paddlefish), 5337 nucleotides long. RefSeq names its product toll-like receptor 13. Gene Ontology annotation, molecular function: protein binding; transmembrane signaling receptor activity. The coding region runs from base 437 to 3325 and encodes 962 amino acids. The transcript is spliced from 2 exons. The record is from RefSeq and is a predicted model, not a curated record. Gene Ontology annotation, cellular component: membrane. Gene Ontology annotation, biological process: immune response; toll-like receptor signaling pathway; inflammatory response. NCBI's taxonomy places the organism in Eukaryota, Metazoa, Chordata, Actinopteri, Acipenseriformes, Polyodontidae.
AAAGAAGUAUACAUAUAUAUCACCAUGUCUUGAGGAAUAUUUUCUGAGUAGACUCCAGACAGAACUCUCAAAGAGCCACACACAGGGCUGUGAACAUGGGGCUGAAUGCAUUUAGACAGUGGUAACCAGGACAUGUUGGGCAUGGCUGUUCCAUUGUAAUCCACUUUGAAGCUUUUUUACAAUCACCUGGCGAUUUAUCCUCCCAAGCAGGGCUCUCACACGUCUCAGAGUCUAUGCUGCAGUCUUCCCUCUGUAUGUGAAUACAACACUCUCAUUCCAGGAGCCAAACACGGAUACUGAACACAAGCAAACGUUCUCUGCAGUUUUCCUGGUCGUUCUGUCUGCUGCCUGCCAGCUCUCUCAGCUUGGGGCCUGGGUUCAGUCAGAGGAACCAAGGGGUCUGCAGAUAUUCAUUGGUUUUGGUUGGUGCAACAACAUGGGCGCCCCUAAAGGCAGUGUGAGCGGGAUCCACUUCCUCUUCCUAGCCUCACUAGUGUAUGAUUUAGUGCUGAUAUUGCCAACGUCAGGCUUCUCCCUGAUGAACUGCACUGUUCAUAGUUCCCCAAAUGCCACAAACCUGAAGGUGCGCUGCUUUAAUAAGAAAUUCUACCACGUGCCAACUGAUAAGCCUGCCAAAACAAGGCUCCUGGAUAUAUCAGGGAACCUCAUCUCAGAGCUACGGAGAGGAGAUUUCACAAACCUGAUGUAUAUGAGGGAGCUGAACAUAUCUCACAAUCAGAUCCACCACAUAGAUGAAGGCACCUUCAGGGACCUGGUCGCUCUGAAAGAGCUCAAUCUGGCAGAGAAUAAUUUGAGCAUCCUGUGCGGGAGAUUGUUUGAGGGUCUGAAGAACCUGACUGUGUUGCAGCUGGGAGGGAAUCGCAUACAAGAGAUCCAACAAUCAACCUUCCAGCCCCUGGUCAAUGUCAAGGUUGUGAACUUGAGCUUCAAUGCACUUCACCAACCACAGAGAGUCCAGCCCGUGUUCAGAGCAUCUGGUUUGGAGAGGCUCUAUGUUGGAGGCAAUCAAUUUCAAAGUUUUAACACCGAAGAUUUUGUUAAAGCUCCCGUACACUUGAAAGCGCUCGACAUGUCCUACAACCCUUUUACACAUUUUAAUAUUGCAAGCGACAUCUUUCCAGGGCUCAUGGUUUUGAACCUGUCUUAUUCAGGUUCACAGAAUGGGCUACGCUGGGAGUUAAGGAACAAAACGUUUGUAAAGGGAGUGAAGGAACUGUAUUUGAAUGGCUUUCACAUGACAAUACAAGGGAUUUUAUCAGUGAUAAAAAACUUCACCAAUUCGUCACUGGAAGAUCUACAGCUUAAUAACUUAAACUUCAGCCAAGCUGUUCAUAUUUUGAAAGACAUCUGCCUCUUGCUCCCUAAACUAAAGAGUCUCAGCCUUCAAGGUAACAGCAUAUCCAUUCUCGAGGACAGUACGUUUGUCAAUUGCUCCUCGCCAAACCAUUUGGAUUUAUCGAGGAAUAGUUUGAGGAACCUAUCAGAUAUGUCUUUCAGAGCCAUGCCCCAGUUGCAUCUCCUAGUACUGUCCUAUAACCAGCUGAACACCGUCCCCAAUGCAACCCAGAACCUCACCAGCCUGGUAACCUUGGACCUCAGCUACAACCUUAUUGAGACGCUACAGAGCUAUGAUUUCAAAGGCUUGAGAAGGCUGAGCUGCCUCAAUCUGAGAGGGAACUACAUCAUCAUACUCAACAAAUUGUUAUUCACCGACCUAGUGAACCUGCAAGACCUGAAGCUUCACAACAAUCUGAUCCUGGAUAUCCCGGAGCCACUGGCACCUAGCUUGCGUAACCUGAAGACCCUGAAUCUAGGGGUCAACAAGCUGAGUAUCAUCAAGAAUGCCACCUUCCUUAACUUGAAUUCACUGAGGAUUCUUUACAUGUCAACCAACCAGAUUUCAGUCAUUGAGGAGGGGGCUUUCAGUGGGCUGACGAAGCUCAGAACGUUGCACCUGGGGAACAAUAAGCUGACCAAGAACACUUUCAGAGGAGAGAAUGUCUUCACAGGGAUGCCUACCCUAAAGAUUUUGAUGCUGUAUAACAACCACAUUAACUAUGAGAAGUCAGAUGAGCUAGAGCACCCUCCUUUCGUUGCUCUGAAGUCCCUGACUCACCUAUCCUUCAACAGUCAGGGUCCCAAGGGUAUAUUGCAUUUGCCUUCUAACUUUCUGAAGGAGCUGUCUUUACUCAGGAUACUGUAUGCUGGCAGCCUGAGCCUGAGUUCUCUUCAUCCAGAUACAUUCAGCUACACACCUCUUUUAACUUACAUAGACCUCAACAGUAACCCACUCGCUUUUAUUGACCCUAGAAUCUUCCAGAACAUGUCAGCCCUGGAAAUAUUGUACCUGGACAAAAUGCGUCUGCAGUCACUGGAUUUCCUGAUUAAUGCCAACCUCACCAAGGUCAAGUUCCUAUCAGCAAUGGAAAACGAGUUUAACACACUAAACAAGUCUCAUAUCCAGUCCCUCCCCUCCCUAAAGCUGCUCAAACUAUCUCUGAACCCCUUCACCUGCGGCUGUGUCAAUGCCUGGUUCCAGAACUGGUCCCUGCAGGACACUAACACCCAGGUCCUGGACUUAUAUCAGCUCUCCUGUGGGUACCCUCCAACCCUGCGCAACAGCAGACUGGCUGAUUUCAAGUUUGACUCCUGCGCUCUUGACCUGGAGUUUAUCUUUUUUGUCUCAACUUCCACCCUUGUGACUCUAACCAUGGUGACCUCCUUCAUUUACCACUUCCUCCGCUGGCAGGUUGUCUAUGCCUACCAUCUCUUCCAAGCAUUCUUAUAUGACAGGAAGCAGAAGCCGUCCCGACGUUACGAGUUUGAUGCCUUUGUUUCGUACAACGCUCACGAUGAGCCUUGGGUCCUGAGGGAGCUGCUGCCCAACCUGGAGCAGGGCCGUGGCUGGAAGCUGUGUCUGCACCAUCGAGACUUUCAGCCCGGCAAGCCCAUAAUUGACAACAUCGUGGACAACAUCUACAAGAGCCGCAAGACCCUUUGCAUCAUCAGCCGCCACUACCUGGAGAGCGAGUGGUGCUCCAGGGAGAUCCAGGUGGCCAGCUUCCGUCUCUUUGACGAGCAGAAGGAUGUGCUGGUCCUGGUGUUCCUGGAGGACAUCCCUGACUGCCAGCUCUCCCCCUACCACAGGAUGAGGAAGCUGGUGAAAAAGAAGACCUACCUGAACUGGCCCAAAUGUGAGGAAGAAACCAGGCUGUUCUGGCACAAGCUGAACACAGCACUGGAGACCCGAGAAGAACCUGAUGAAGAAAAUCCAAUUCUAACUGGCUUAGAGACUCCUGACUGAAACUUUAUGCUUUAUGCUGUUAUAGUUAAAUAAGACUCCCAUUGCAAAGCAGUUUGAGCCAUUGCUAGCUUUUAAUAAAACACACCUAACACACCUAACACCUAACAUCAAGCCGCGGCUGUGAGUCUAUUUACUCCGAAGCUCUCCAUGUGGAGCUCAUUCAACAUUCAAACUCUCCACUCUGCACAUCUACUUACUGUCUGCAUCUGCUGUUCUGUGUCCUGGCAUUCCUGUUACAGGGAUCUGGGUCUACAUUCAGCUCUGCAUUGUUCACUGUUUGUUUCUCACCUGGCCCCGCUGUUCAAGAAAACUGUGACUCAAAUCCCAGUAACUUUUGACCUACUGGAGGCAGGGCAGGUGACUAUGUUAUCAGGCCGCGGCUAGGAGGCUAUUUACACCAAAGUUCACCACGGUGCUCCUCUGUGCUCGUCCGUGCCUGUACUGCCUUGUCCUCCACCACCCAGCUUUGUUUCUGACGGUUUCUAUCCAAUCUGGUCUGAUAAGUACCUGCUACGGAACCAACAGCCAACAACCAAUUUAGUAUCUUUCUUUCUGUCUUCCCCCGCACCCUACCUAAAUUACUCCUACUCCCCUCACCCCUUGCUUUUGGUAUAGACCCUUAAUCCUUUUUUUCCCACCCUCCCAUACACUCUGGUCACCAUUUCUCUCUGGUACUUGCUCCCUCCUACUGGACCCCUACCCCUCCUCCCCCAAUAACUACCACAUUCCCCUCUUUUGAGUACCAACUUCCUUCUUUGCCUCCCCUCACCGCACUAUCUUUCUCAUCAUCUAUCAUCCCCCCGGCCCCCCCUCCUCAUUAUUUGACCAUCUUGAUUGCCUCCUCUCCUCCCGCCUCCCUCUCCCCCCACCCUUUCAUUAUCCUAAGAGAUUCCAACCUUGCUUCUGCCCUUUUCCCUCUCACCAACUCGCAGACACAGAGGUGGAAGACUGCUGCUCAGCACGGCUGGAAGCUGUUAUUUAAGUAUAAAAAAACAAGCAAAAGAGACCAAACAAAACACACAAAAUAAAAUAAUUCACUCAAGCAGUGCUAACACAGUGCAGCGUCAGGGAGCACAGCCAGUUGCCCCCAGUCCUUUCCUUAAAUAAACAAGCCAGACUCAAACCUCUGGCUCCUCUUAUAUACCAUGUGGUCAGGGCUGAUUGACAAUCAGAUCAAUCAAUCAGCACCUGGCCACGUUCUGCACAUGGACUUGGCAGGGAUAGGGUUUAACCCCGUCCCUGCCAAAUGUACAUUCAAACUAAACCAGCUUUAAUAAAAAAAAACACACCUUCCCCUAUAGCAGAUCUUUCAAAACACUGCGUCUAAAACAGGAAGUGAGAGUCAUUUGCAUCUUUAGAGGAAACUAGACUUGCAACAUGUCCUGUGGCAGGAGUUGGUCAUGCAUUUGUCUGAGUGCUUCUUUAAAGUGUUUUGACGUGUUAAAGUAUGACAGAACUCUCCAAGCAAGGCAUCCAUUCCUCUUUAGAGUGCUUCCAAAUGACAUUUAAACACAGUAGCAUUCUUAUUCCCAUAAAUACUAACCUUUUGCAUUUGGAUUAUGAGGAUUUUUUUUCAUUCCUUAUUUCUUGUGUUUGCUGUGAUGGUGUGAGUCUCUUGCCAGCUUGUCAUUGGAAAUUAGAAUGGGUUUUCAAUUCACUUAUCUGGAUAAAUAAAGGGUUUCAUUGACUGACUGGUAUGUCUGUGGUCAGUCAACACAGAAAUACAGGCAGUAUAAAGAAAUCCAUUUGUUUUUAGAGCUUGUUUAAUAAUGAACAUGUUAUAAGGUUACAAGCUGCUCUUCUCAGAUCUUAGGGAUCUGUUUUCACUGAAUGAAUUGAUUAGAACAUUAUUACUUCACCUGAUCAAUAGACAGGAGAAUUUCAUGUCUGUCUGAGACAAUGGAGUGAUUACAGGGGGAAACAUGAUAGGACAGAGGUACAGGGUUUGGAUUAAGCAUAUGAUUGUACUUUUCUUACAUCGCUGUGGAAUGCCACACAUGUGUUUUCAUCUU